Mesorhabditis spiculigera is the source of this 204-nucleotide messenger RNA. The record is from the annotation of a GenBank genome assembly. NCBI's taxonomy places the organism in Eukaryota, Metazoa, Nematoda, Chromadorea, Rhabditida, Rhabditidae.
AUGUGGCUGUUGCUCCUCUCCGUCUUGCUCCUCUCUCAAUAUUCCCAAUGCUCCCCCAUCGAAUUGCUCGUCACACAUGAGACCGAGGAGCCCCAGCAAAAGGCGCCGGAUCAGCUGAUUUUUGUCAAUGCUUUAUGGCGACACGGCAAUCGGGCCCCGGAUCGCCUAUCGAAUAACACGCUGUCAUGGGUGCCCUCAAAGCCU